Messenger RNA from Procambarus clarkii (red swamp crayfish), 1556 nucleotides. NCBI's taxonomy places the organism in Eukaryota, Metazoa, Arthropoda, Malacostraca, Decapoda, Cambaridae. The record is from RefSeq and is a predicted model, not a curated record.
CUGACUGCUUCUAACGUCAAUUAACUCCCCGUCCUCGCGCGCCCCACUCAGAGGGUGUUGGGGUAGAGAAGAUGGUGGCCGGUCUGAGGUCUGUGGUGACCGUCCUGGUUCCUGCUGUCUCCCUCAGUGUCGCUCGCCUUCCUCUACCUUACUACACGGAAAGCAACACCAUGACGCUGGCGGGAGAGGCUGUGGCAGACAUAAUACGGAGCACCAUACACACGGACGGAACCGCAUCCAUGUGUUCUGUGUCUCUCCUCUCUGACGGUGGCUCUCCAGCCUCCAGUGUCUUCACAGCAAUGAAAGGUUUAGAGACUCCCUGGGGAGUGUCAGUGUUCAAGGUGUCAGCAGACGGCCAGGACGCUAAUGUGACGUUGACGCAGCUCUCCCAGAUGGUCGGCGAGGCUCGGCGGCUGCGAGUGGUGUCACGCUGCAUGAUGAUGGUGGUGGUAAGCGACGACCGGUCCUUCCUCUCCUCUUUCGCUGAGUUAUCGUUUCAGCUCCGCCUCCUAGUAUGGUCGACUAGGCUCCUUGUUGCUACACAUUUACCACUACAAGAGCUACAACAUCUCCAUAAGGUUCUGGCCAGCAGGAACGCGAUGUUGCUGGUCACUGACAGUUCCUCGGUCUCGGUCAGGUGCAGUGUGUACGUGCGUCUGCCCUACAGUGCUCCAGGAGCCUCACCUCUGCAAGUGGCCUCCUGGACGCCCAGGCGGGGCCUCGUCCACUCCUCCAGCUUCACGCUCUUCCCUGAUAAAUACUUCAGGUUCGCCAGUGCGCCAGAGCUUACUAUAGCAGUAAUAAUAAUGGCGCACCAUGACGCUGUGGUUAUAGACGACCCCAGCUCCCCUGGCGGCAAGCGACUCACUUACAGUGGACCAAUAACCAACGUCAUUCGCUACCUGGCAAAAAGUCUCAACUUCACCUACAGGUACGUGAUGCCUCCUGAUGGUAGCUAUGGUACGAAGACCAAAGACGGCUUUUGGACUGGCAUGGUUGGACUGGUCAAAAGGCAGGAGGCAGACCUCGCCAUAGGACCUCUUAGUAUCACACUCACGCGGACUGAGGCAGUGGACUUCACUUGGCCCAUAUGGUACGACAGCAGUAAGAUUUUGGCUGGACGAGGGCGUCUGGAGGUGGACCCCUGGAGCUUCCUGUUCCCUCUGGAGCCGCUGGUGUGGGCGGCCACACUGGGGACGCUGCUGGUGCUGUCUGCUGUCACUUUGCUGGAGUAUCCUUACCUCUACCACAGGAGGGCUUCCUUCUUCCUCUGGUUGGAUGAUACCUACAAAUUUCUUCGGAUAUUUUUGCAGCAGAUCGUGUCCGCGGGAGUGAAGGGCUGGUGGAGGAGACUCAUGUUUGGGGCGUGGCUCUGGGCAACGCUGGUGUUGACGAGGAGUUACUCCGGCAACCUCAUGUCUCUCCUGGCGGUGAGGUUCAGUCCUCAGCCCUUCCAAACCCUCCGUCACCUCAUCAAUGAUCCUUCAAUAGUCAUGAUAUGGCAGAGCAACUCCAUAAACGCUGAGUAUCUUCGAGUACGUUGCACUCAACGUUAA